Molecule: messenger RNA, 3531 nt
Organism: Dictyostelium discoideum AX4
Lineage: Eukaryota; Evosea; Eumycetozoa; Dictyosteliales; Dictyosteliaceae
Gene: gdt5
Exons: 3
Coding region: 1-3531 (1176 amino acids)
Cellular component (GO): membrane
Source: RefSeq, a predicted model, not a curated record
AUGAAAAAUAACUUUUUUAAAAAGACUAUUAUACUAUUAAUAUUUCUAUCCAUAUUUAUUUUAUAUUCAAAUGCAGAUGAAGAAACUAUUACAACACCACCAGGUUAUUAUGGUUUAAAACGUAUAAAAAGAUUUCCACAUUCAAAUAUUGAAUCAAAUAAUAUUUCACAAACAGAUGCAGAUUUAUAUUAUCCAGAUAUAUGCGCUGGCGCAUUGCCAAACGCUGAAGGUGAUCUAAUGACUUUUUAUACUUUCCUAGACGCUAAUCUUACAUUAAAUAAAUUUUUAAUUACAAAAGAAAGUAUUUAUAGUUUUAUGGUCCACUCAUUAGUUAUUUUACCAGGUGGAUCGGUGACAAUUAAAAGAGGACUUUUGUUCUUCUCUCUUGAAGAAUAUAAUAGUUUAAACAUCAUUAAUCCCGCAAAAUUUCCACUUGAUCCAAUGGGUUACUUUCCAGGUAUUCUUGCAUUGGGUGGUUCUUUAACACUUAUUGGUAAUUACCCACUGAUUUAUUCAGCCCAGGUUUUAUCAAAAACAACUUUACGGAUUUCUCCACCAUUCUCAAGUAUUCCUGGAGAUAAUAUUAAUAAACUUUAUCAAAUUAAAAUCUUCUCAGAUUCAAAUCCUCUUGGUUCACUGUGCAGUAUUAUUAUGGAUUCUACUAGAACCAUAGUAAACAUUAGCGGUUGCCCACCAAUAGGCAAUGAAAAAGUAAUGAAAGUAGCGUUUAUAAAAUUUACUAUCGACGAAAUGAAUACUGGAAUCUCCAACAGAUAUUCUGUAAAGAAAAUUGAUGAAUCGAUUGGAGCAUCAAUUUUCAUUACAGGAGAUACUAAAGUGCAUAUUGAAAAUUUUUUUAUAAAUGGUGAUGGUAGAACAUUAAAUGAAGAAUAUAAUGAUCACAAAUUAAUAUUCUCACCCAAUAAUAAAAACAUUGUCACUGAUAUUAUUAAGGGUAGCAACCAAAGAUACAGAAACUCAUUAUACAUUGAAUUUUCAAACAACGCAGUAAUUAAAAAUUGUGUUAUUUUUGAAAAAGAUCCAAGAAGGUCACCAAUUGUAUUUUUCGCAUCAAAUGUUGAAUUUACAUCCAAUAUUAUAUCAAGUUAUUCAGGUUCAAAUUUAAUAGCCCAAUUUGGAACAGAAAACAUUAGAUCAAAAAAUAAUCAUUACUUUUUGGUCCCAUAUUCAAGAUCAUUGAAUACAUCAGCCAAAAGCAUGGAUUAUGGAUAUGAGGGUGGUAAUGGUUUAUAUUCGCUUUCACCAAACAUCAAAUCAGAAAAUGAUACUUUUAUUGGUCAAUUAAAUAUAUUUAACUUUAAUUUCAUAUCGAAUAGAUCAAGUGUAACAUCAUUUGAUAGGGACUGUUACGCACCAUGUUAUAAUGAUUCUGAUUCAGUUUUAAGUUCAGUUCAACGUCCAGUUGACUUUUAUUUAAUAAAUCCAAAGUAUUUUAAAAUAUCUAAUAUUACAUUAUUUAACUCAACUAUUUUCAACCUUUUUGUAGCUAAUAGUAAUGGAAAUCAACCAAAUACAUAUACGAUCAAUGGGUUAGUUGCAAUAGGUCCAAUUGUUGCGAAUUUAGAUAGCAAUUUUUUAAUAUUGAAGGAUUUUAUUGCCACAGAAAAUUUUAAAUUAGAUGGUAGCGUUAAAAGAUUAGAUAUUAUAAAUUCUAGCAUUGAAUUACCAUUAACAAGUAAAGAUAUAAUUAAAAAUGUCUCAUCCUUGUCAACAAAUAUCCAAAAUUCAUAUUUAUACUAUCCAUCAAAUGAUAGCGUUGAACAACUAAAAGAUCAAAUUUAUGGAUCAGUGAUAACACCUUAUUACUAUAGUAGCCCAAUUACAUUGGAUCGAAUUAAAAUCGUUUCAAUUUAUCCAAAUUCUCCACUCCAAGUAAUUUCAGGGUUGACUUUCAAUAUAGUAAUCCAAUUUAGAUUAAUUUAUGCUUUUCAAGAUAUUAUUAUAUGUAUUUUUACUUCUGAUAAUGAUUCUAUUCAAAAUAGAACAGUCGAUUUCAAUGUAUUAUCAAAUAAAUGUAUAUUACCUGUAUCGGUUGGACCAAAUAAAGAGGGUUCAGCAAAUGUAAGAGUUCAAAUAAAAAAUUCUCUAUCAUCAGACUACUUGUACAUUAUAGAUUUCCCACAGAUUACAGUAUUAAAAACGUAUACAUUUUAUUCUGGAUGGAGUAUGGCAAAUCCUGACCUUGCUAACCAACAGUUUAUAGUUAAUGGUAGUUUAUUUCAAAGUGGAUGCCAAACAAAAACAGAUAGCAACUGUACAAUAUCUGAAAAUUCAAAUUAUGUACCAAAUUUACCAAAUGUCACUUCUUCUGACGAAUUGAAUAGUUUAUUUUCAAGUGGAGUAACAUCAUUAAAUUCCAAUGAGCCAGUAAUCAUCACAACAGCAAUCAACAGUAAUUCUACAAUCAGUCAAAUUCAAUUGUUUUUUACACAUGUACCAAUUGAUCAGCAUGCUAGUCUAUUAUCAGUUUACAUUGACAAUCAGCCAGUUUAUGUAUUAGAACCAUUACAAAGCAAUCAAGGUCCAACAUUUAAAAACAUAACAUUCAAAUAUGAAAAUACCAAUUCAUUAGAAAAGAUUAAUAUAGCAUUUACAACAAGAGGUGAUAUUUAUUUAACAUCAAUGGCAAUCUAUUCAUCAAACAUAUUUUUCAUUCCCCCAAUAAUACCUGAUCCAACAGCCAUUCCAGAUGUACCAGCCAAUGAAAAUACACUUAAUCUAUUAACAAUAGUGUUACCUAUUUGCUCUGCUGUAGUCGUGGCAUCAUCGGUAAUGCUUGGAAGAUUAUUUUAUAAAAAGAAAUUUAAAAAAUUUAAAUCAGCUGAUAUAGAAAAUGAAAUGACAACUAUUGAACCAAUAGAAACAUCAAAUUCAAAUAUUGAAAAUAAAUCUGAAAGUAUUGCAACUCCUCAACAAAGAAAUGAACAAAAAGAAAUACCAAACAAAAUUCAUCCAGUUCUAAAAUCUCUAGUCAAGCCAAAGAUUGCACCCUAUACACUAAUCUCACCGCUACCUCCAUUGGAAACUAAAACACCAGAAGCUUUAAAUCCACAUUUUAAUGAAAUUGGAUGUGACCCAAUAAAUGAAAAUCCAGAAAUUAAUUCUGAUGAACAAAUAGUUUUACCAGUUGAUACACCUCAGAUUAGUCCCGAUUCCCCUCAACAUUCAAUACCCUCCUCUUCACCUCCACCUCCACCACUCCCACUUCCACCAAGUACCUCACUAAAACCUUUGAAGUUACCAAUUGUUGAUUCAUUUAGAACCUCAUCAUUCAUGUUUCGUUUAGAAAGAUCUAAUUUAAUCGAACUUUCAGACCCUAACAAUCCAUUGAGAUUUAGUAGUAAGAUUUUAGAUUUCAACCUCAAAGGACUCAAGGCAACAUUAUUUAAAGAAUACUCAAAUUUUUUACUCAUUUCCAAUAUUUCAAGCUCAACCAUUUUUGUUAAAGUUAUUCUUCCAAGAGACUCUAGAACUGGUAAUGUAGGUUAUAAUGUACAUGAAUAUUUUUAG